Molecule: messenger RNA, 1134 nt
Organism: Penicillium samsonianum
Lineage: Eukaryota; Fungi; Ascomycota; Eurotiomycetes; Eurotiales; Aspergillaceae
Product: putative integral membrane protein
Exons: 4
Coding region: 1-1134 (377 amino acids)
Source: RefSeq, a predicted model, not a curated record
AUGACUACUCUAUCAACAUCCCGCGGUCACCAGGCCCUCGCCAUCAGCACUGUGUUUACAACUAUAGCGACAUUCAUCACUGCCGUCCGUAUAUUUACACGAGCAUUUCUCGUGAAGCAGAUGGGAGCAGACGACUAUGUCAUCCUAGUCUCUCUGGCCUUCUCAUGGAUUUUCUUCGGUCUGAUGGUAGGCGAAGUCUACCACGGCAUGGGCGAACACUAUACCGCCAUCCCGCCCGCAAUCUUCAAGGCUCAGAUGAUCUACUUCUGGGCUUCAGUUCCUAUAUAUCAAACAAGCCUCAUCAGCACAAAGAUGUCAAUCCUUCUCCAAUACAAACGAGUCUUCUCCACACCACGCAUGCGCCGAGCAUGUUGGCUCAUGAUCGGCAUUCUAGGCGCCUACGGAACCUGGACCAUCAUCAGUGCCUGGGCUAACUGUGUUCCUCUCGCCAAGUUCUGGGAUCCAACUGUCCCGGGCUUCUGUUUGGAUAAGAAAGCCUUGUGGUUUUCCAACUCGGCUAUCCACAUCAUUACCGAUAUUGUCAUCCUCAUAUACCCUAUGCCAGUCCUGAAGUCGCUACAAUUGCCCAAGAAGCAAAAGUUCGCUCUCAUGGCUGUUUUCGCGCUAGGUGGAUUCGUCUUGAUCACAAGUAUUCUCCGCCUCAAAUCUCUCCUCAUUAUCGCCAACUCAAACGACCCAACCUACGACAACGUCGGCGCAGCAACCUGGUCCGCCGUGGAGUGCAACGUAGCAAUUAUCUGCGCCUGUCUCCCCGGUACACGCGCCUUCCUCUCCAAGCUCCUGCCACACAUUUUCUCCACCGGAAGCAAUGGCUACCGCAGCAAGACCACGCGGCCUUCGCGAAACGGCCGCAGCACCCUCACGGGCAACAACAACACGCAAGUCCUGGCCUCUGUCGUUGGCGGGCGUGACCAUAGCUCGGCCUACGACCACGAUCUAGAAGAUCUGUCGGCGUCUGACUCCUUCAAUAGCUACACCAAGGAGCCUGUGAAGGAGGUCUUUGCGGGCAUCAAGGUCACGACCAAUGUUACGCAGGAGAGGACCUCGCAUUCGAAGAUUGCUGUUAAUGAUGAUACGGGUAGUACGAAGGAAUUGGUGAAACAUAGCUUUUGA